Molecule: messenger RNA, 1010 nt
Organism: Neoarius graeffei (lesser salmon catfish)
Lineage: Eukaryota; Metazoa; Chordata; Actinopteri; Siluriformes; Ariidae
Gene: ywhabl
Product: tyrosine 3-monooxygenase/tryptophan 5-monooxygenase activation protein, beta polypeptide like
Exons: 6
Coding region: 125-862 (245 amino acids)
Biological process (GO): signal transduction
Cellular component (GO): cytoplasm
Source: RefSeq, a predicted model, not a curated record
UUGGAGGGAAACCCCGUACCGAGCGCUACUGACCCCCACGAGAAUCAGCUGUGCGCAGCAGUUAGCCAGCUUUCGCUUAACAACAGCAUCCUCAUCCAUCACUCUCAUUCAGCUCUGAGCAGCCAUGGACACACUUGAUCUGGUGCAGAAAGCCAAGCUUGCCGAGCAGGCCGAGCGUUACGACGACAUGGCUACCGCCAUGAAAGCAGUGACGGAGGGCGGCAACGAGCUUUCCAACGAGGAGCGCAACCUGCUCUCGGUGGCCUACAAGAACGUCGUGGGCGCACGCCGCUCCUCCUGGAGAGUCGUCUCCAGCAUCGAGCAAAAGACCGAAGGCAGUGAGAAGAAGCAGCUGAUGGCCAAGGAGUAUCGUGAGAAGAUCGAGAAGGAGCUGAAGGAGAUCUGUAAUGAUGUGCUGGGUCUUCUGGACAAAUAUCUGAUCCCGAAGGCAACCCCAGCUGAAAGUAAAGUCUUCUACUUGAAAAUGAAAGGCGAUUACUACCGCUACUUAGCCGAGGUAGCCGUGGGAGACGAGAAAAACUCGAUCAUCUCGAAUUCGCAAGAAGCCUACAGGGACGCGUUUGAGAUCAGCAAGGCCGAGAUGCAGCCUACACACCCCAUUCGUCUGGGCCUGGCACUGAACUUCUCUGUCUUCUACUACGAAAUCCUAAACUCUCCCGAACAGGCCUGCAAGCUAGCCAAGACGGCUUUUGACGAGGCCAUUGCAGAACUCGAUUCCCUCAAUGAAGAAUCUUACAAAGACAGCACAUUGAUCAUGCAGCUGCUGCGAGACAACCUGACACUGUGGACCUCAGACAACCAAGGUGAUGCCGAGGACACCGAAGAAGGAAGAGAAAACUGAUUCUCUCCCUCUCCAUCCAUCCUUUCCCCUGACAUCUGGCUUUCAUCAUCCCAUCCACACCGAGAUGACUGAAUCAUCCAGCUUCUGCCUCCUUUAAUUCUUCCUUCCUUCAUCUUUCUCCUUCCUUUCCUUGUCACAAUCAUUAAUC